Molecule: messenger RNA, 1098 nt
Organism: Jatropha curcas
Lineage: Eukaryota; Viridiplantae; Streptophyta; Magnoliopsida; Malpighiales; Euphorbiaceae
Gene: UBC27
Product: ubiquitin-conjugating enzyme 27
Molecular function (GO): protein binding
Source: RefSeq, a predicted model, not a curated record
AAACAUUUCUACGACUGGUGCGAAGUUUUUGUUUUCUCCUCAGCCUCUCUCUCUCUCUCUCUAUCUCUCUCAAAAGGGGCAGGCGAAGCAUCUAUUAGAGUGAGAGAAACAGAGCCUUUAUUCUCUUUCUCGUAUCUUCUAUAUCAACUUCAAUAUUGCCCGUUCUUUAUUGUAGCUAUUAGGGUUUCUCACUCUCAAUCGAAGAAGAUGAUCGACUUUUCUCGCGUUCAAAAAGAACUACAAGAAUGCAGCAGAGAUAUAGAGGCCUCUGGUAUCAAAGUCACCCCUAAGUCUGACAAUCUUGCCCGUCUAAUCGGCACCAUUCCUGGGCCUAUCGGAACUCCUUACGAAGGUGGCACUUUCCAAAUUGAUAUCUCGCUGCCUGAUGGAUAUCCUUUCGAGCCUCCCAAAAUGCAGUUCGCAACAAAAGUCUGGCAUCCUAAUAUUAGCAGUCAAAGUGGGGCAAUUUGCCUAGACAUCUUGAAAGAUCAAUGGAGCCCGGCGCUCACUCUAAAAACAGCACUGCUUUCUGUUCAAGCAUUACUUUCUGCUCCUCAACCUGAUGACCCUCAAGAUGCUGUAGUCGCACAACAGUAUCUUAAAGACUAUCAGACUUUUGUUGGCACUGCCCGCUACUGGACAGAAUCAUUUGCUAAGGCCUCAUCUCUUGGAGUUGAGGAAAAGGUGCAGAAACUUGUCGAGAUGGGCUUUCCUGAAGCUCAAGUCAGGAGUACGCUGGAAGCUGUGGGGGGUGAUGAAAACUUGGCACUUGAAAAGCUUUGUUCUGGCUGAGAAAAAGAAUUUGAUGAUACUGAUGCUGAUCGAUUUAUCAAGAUACAAAAGGUCUAUAUGAAUAUAGGGUUUCCUUAUCCAAGUCCAUUUCUUUUUAGCAAUUAUGCAUAUGGAUGGAGUUGCUGAAACUAAAACCAUGUUGGCAGUACCGCUGGAACUCUGAGAAAUUAGUUUUAUGUUCUAACGUAGCUCAAAUAUUAAUUUCCACUUUUCAUCCAUUAAAAAUUGAAAUUGUUAUCUGGUCGUUUUAAGUGAUGGAGAUGACACUGAUACAAUAUUCAUUAAUGUAAAAUAUUCAUUGUGCCA